GUCGAGGAGACAGAAUCGUCCAUAUUCCAUACACCAGAGGACAGUACGCCAUCCUUCAUCUCAGAGGAGGUUUUACUGUGUCCACCUGCAGUCAGUAAUAUCGAACAUUGCUUGGGGACUCCAGAGUUCUCUUUGUGCGGUCAAGAGACUGAAAAAAUUGAAGUUGUUGGAAGUGUCAGCUUUACUAAUGACAGUCCUGAGUUAAGCUUCUUAUCCUCUCCAGAAUUAGUUGUGGAGAGUGCUGAGGAUGCCAUUGAGAAAGAAUUAUGUGAGUUAAACUCAAAGGAGGAGAAUACUAUGCUCAUCAGUAUGGAGGAGGAACCUUUGCAAGGUCCACUUAUAGUCAGUACUGGUACUAGUGAACAAUGCCUGGAAACUUCAGAUGCCUCUUUAUGUAUUCAAGAUACCAAGGCGGGGGAAGUUUCUGGAAUUAUAAACUUUGUUACAGCCACUCCUGAAUUAAUGUAUACAGCGUCUCCGGAGUUACUUGCAGAAGGUGAUGAGGACUUGAAGGAGGAUAAAACGUCUGAUUUGCAUUUACCGGAGCAGAAUGGCCUACCUUUAAACAUUGAGAAAGAACCUAUUCUGGAUUCACUUGUAGCUGAUACUGCUGAGGAUGUCGAGAGAACAGAAGUUCAUGAUGUUGUCCAGGAAGGUUCUUUUGAAUCAGAAGACGAGGAAACAUUUAAUAAUCCAAAUCUUGUUGUCACUUCUUCAAUUGAUGAUAGUAAAAAUCAAAAUUUGAUAAGUGACUCAAUGCUUGUUCAAUUUAUUCCAAACACCGACAUAAAUGAAGCUCUUGAAGGUGGCUGGGAAGCAGUUUCUGAACCGCUACAUCAAGGCCCUCGCCAUUCUGAAGGAAUGUUCUUAUCUCCCGGGGAGAUCAAUGAUGACGAAGUCUAUUCUUUGACUCCAAUGGAGAGCCCUACAUUGUAUGCAGUCAAUGACAAGGAGCUGCCAAUCACUCCUGACAUGGAGAGCUAUCCAGAGUUCUUUGGCGAGGGAAUUGAAGAGAUAGUAUCGUCCAAGUUCCAUAUGCCAGAGGAGAGUACGACGCCCUUCAAUUUGGAGGAGGUUUUACCGUGCUCGCUUGCAGUCAGUAAUAUAGAAAAUUGCCCCGGGGCUCCAGAGUUCUCUGUAUGUGGUGAAGAAGAGACUGAUAAAAUGGAAGUUGCUGGAAGUGUCAGCUUUAUCAAUGUCAGUCCUGAGUUGAGCUUCUUAUCUUCUCCAGAGUUGGUUGUGGAGAGUGCUGAGGAUGCCACCGAGAAAGAAUUAUGUGAAUUAGAUACAAAGGAGGACAAUGCUAUACUCAUCAACAUGGAGGAGGAAGCUUUACAAGAUCCGCUUAUGGUCAGUACCAGUACUGUUGAACAAUGCUUGGAAACUUCAGAUGUCUCUUUACGCAUUCAAGAUGCCAAUCCUAAAUCGAUGUAUCCACCAUCUCCAGAGGUACUUGGAGAAUAUAAUGAAGAAUUCAAGGAGGAUCAAACGUCUGACUCGCACAUACUGGAGGAGAAUGGCCUACCUUUUAAUUUUGAAAAGGAACCUAUUCUGGAUUCACCUGUAGCUGAUACUGCUGAGGGCGUCGAGAUAACAGGGGUUCAUUAUGUUGUCAAGGAAGGUUUUUCUGAGUCAGAAGGCGAGGAAGCAUUUAACUAUCAAAAGCUUGCUUUCACAGAUUCGGAGGAUGAUAGUGACACUCAAAAUUUGAUUAUUGAUUCAAUGCCAGUGAAAUUCAUUCGAAACAGCGACCUAAAUGAAGUUCUUGAAGGUGGCCAGGAAGCAUUUUCUCAGCCACUACGCCAAAGCACUCGCCAUUCUGAAGGAAUGUUCUUAUCUUCAGCGGAGAUCAAUAAUGAUGAAGUCUAUUCAAGCAACUCAAAUUCAUAUGCCAAUGUGGUGGAAGAUGCUGCACCCUCUGAAGGACUUUCUAAGUUUGAAGAUGAAAUGUCUAUUGCUUCUUUAGAUACUCCCAUCUGCCUGGAUGAGGUUAAAAGUGCAGCUAUUGUUGACAUUGAUAUAGUCAGUCCUAAACUGAGCCUUCAACCAGAGCUGCAUGAUGUGGGAGUUGAGGAGAAUGAAUUUUCCAAGUUCCAUGUACCAGAGGAAAUCAGAACACCCUUCAAUUUGGAGGAGCAAGUUUUGCUAUCCCCAGUUGCGGUCAAUAAUACUGAAUACUGCAGGGAGACUCAGGAGUUCUCUUUGUACAAUCAAGAGAAUGAGGAAAGGGAAGUUGUUGAAAGUGUCAGCUAUAUUAAGGUCAGUCCUGAGUCGAGCCUCUUAUCCUCUCCAGAGUUUGUUGGGGAGGGUGGUGAGGAUGCUAGGGAGAAAGAAGCACGCGAAUUAAACACAAAUGAGGAGAAUGAGACACUCAUCAAUUUGGAGGAGGAACCUUUACAAGCUGCGCCUGUGGUCAGUACUACUGAUCAGUGCUUGGAAACAUCAGAGUUUUCUUUAUCUAGUGAAGUUGCCAAGACAAUGGAUGUUCCAGAGAUUGUUAGCUUUGUUACAGUCAGUCCUGAAUUAAACUACUCUGCAUCUUCAGAGUUACUAUCAGAGGGGGACGGGGACUUACACGAGGAUGAAACGUCUGACUUGCACUUAAAGGAGCAGAAGGCCCUACCUUUUAAUUUGGAGGAGCCUUUUCUGGAUCCACUUGUAGUUGAUACUGCUGAAGAUGCGUUGGCUACAUCAGAACUUUUGAUAUGCAGUGAAGAGGUCAAGAUGACCGAAGUUCAUGGAGUCGUCGAGGAAGUUUUCUCUGAAUCAGAAGACGAGGCAGCAUGUGACCAUCCAAACCUUGUUCUCGCCUCUCCAGAUGAUGAUAGUACCGCUCAAAAUUUGACAAGUAAUUCAAUAUCUGCUCAGGUCAUUCCGGACACCAGUGUAAAGAAAGCUUCUCAAGCUGGUCAGGAAGCAUUGCCUGAGCCACCACAUGAAAGCAUUUGCCAUUCUGAAGGAACAUUCCUAUCUUCAGGUGAGGUCAAUCAUGAUAAAGUGACAGUUGAAGCACCAUUUGCUGGUGAGGGAGGACUUUCUAUGCCUGAAGAUGAAAUAGCUUUGACUUCUCUAGAGACUUCCAUCUUGCUUGAUGAGGUUAGAACUGCAGAAAAUUUGGCAGCCAACUCUGAACCUUCUCAGUCCAUCCCAGACAUCAACGGAUUUCAAUCUCUUCACGACCAGGAACAAGCUCCAUCUGAAACACUGCAGGACACUAAUUUUCUUCUCGAGGGAAGCCACACAUCUUCAGAUGAGGGUAUAAACUCUGAAAUAUUUUCGCUGUAUUCCAGGUCAUCUUCAUGUGUUUCAGAGAUCAACAUGCUGGAAUCUCUCAGAAGUGGAACAUCUUCUGAACCGGACAAUGAUCGUGGUUUAAGCUUUGAUGAGAGGAACCGUGUGAUAUUUCAUAACAUGGACAGUACAGAAAAUAACACAAACAACCCAGUGACUGAUGAAUCUAUCCUGGAGACCAACAUGAUUGAAACUCUUAAUAUUGCUGAUGAAACAACUGCUGAUUCACCGCACGAAGUUUCUUCAAACUUUGUGGACUCUUUUGUAGCUCCAGAUGUAAUCAAUGGCAUGACACAAUCAGAUCAACACUUGGACUUAUCAUCCUCUUCAUUUGCUCCGGUGGUUGAUGCAUUUGAAACAUUGCAAAGUGGUCAGUUUUUUUCUGAGCCUCAACUCGAAAAUGAUGUUACGUUUGAGCAGACCCAAAUGUCCCCUAAGGAGGCUGAUGAUGCUGAAAACUAUUUCACCAAUACAAUUGACGAUCCUCAAGAUAGUGAGAGAACAUCAACUGUAGCUUUGGAAGAUGAAGAUGAUUUAACUCUUCAUAAGGCUUACAUGUCUCCUGAAGAUAUCAGUGAAGUCAAAAAUUCUUUGGCUGAUGAUUAUGCUUCAGAUCUUCCUCACAUGCCGGAGAACCAUUGCUUCAGCGAAAAAGUAUCACCUGAAUCUCAGGACCCCUUAAGUUCUGAGGAGAUUUUGGUUUGUCCAGAGGGUUUGAAAACUGAAAAUGAUUUAGACGGUGUAAAGUCAUCCUUGUAUUCUACAGAGGCCAACUUGGCAGAACCUUGUGGCAUUGCUCACGAAGGAACUCAGCAACAAGAUGAAACCAUGUUGGGUUUUGAGGAAGCCAGUUCUGAAUAUCACUAUGACAAUUCAGGGUCCCUAGAUAUUCCAGAUGUCAGUGUGGCGGAGAGUCUUCAAGCCGCAGAGAGAUCAUCAUCUGAGAUACUUUACGAUGGCAUGUUCAGUUUCGAGGGGACAUUAAUAUCUCUAGAUGGCGAUGACAAUGCUGAGGAUUUUCCUAACAAUUCAGGUUCUGUUAUGCAUACUGCACAGACCGACACAACAAGUCUCCCUAGUCUUCAAGAAGGGUCUUUCAAGCCAGAAGAUGAAAAUCCAGUUAAUUCUAUCUCCCCAUAUGAGGUUGAUACUGAAGAAUCAAGUAGCUCAAAUCAUGGUAAUUCCAGCUCCGCUUCAUCUCGUCAUGACAUCAGCUUCAUGGAGGCUCCUCGGCCCCAGGAACUGCCUAUAGACGCUGGAAGGGAAAAAGUUCUGCUCAAGGAUAAGGAACCAAAAGACAGUAAAUCUGAGGUCAUGAAAGAGACUGUCGAAGAUUUGGAUGACGACCAUGAGAGGAAACCAGUAGUCACAAUCAGUCAUAGCACUGGGAGCAGUAUUGUAUCUGAACUAGCUGACUUGCAGUACACCCAGUCAGUUGAUGAUGAUACUGAAACUCUUAGUGCUCCUCUACCUUCAUCUGUUGCUACAGAUAUUUUGAAGCAGACCAAAUGAUAAGGCUGCAUGUGUUUCAGUAGAAUGGUCAACUACUGAGUAACCUCACAAGAGCAUCUAAAAGCUUGUGACUGGAGCUGGUUCUUUGUUCUUUUGUGUAAAGCUUCUAAUACUGGAGAUUGGAGAUUGUUCUUUAUUAGUUUCGUGUGCUCAGAGGACGAGGGAAAGAAGUCCAAUACAUGGAGUUUUUGUACAAAGUAAUACGGGAGUUCUCAAAAUCAUCAUCUUGAGGUGAAAAACUGGAAUCGCCUCUGGAUUGAGUUGCUUGCGCUUGGAGUGGAAAUGUCCUAAUUCUUGCCUUUUGCCGUCAAGAAUCGAGGAUUUGAUGAAAGAUAAGGCUCUUUCAUAGUUUUCUCUCUCUUUGUUUUUUAGUUUGGGUUGAAGUUGUAUAGCUCUGUAUAUCUGGGUAAAUAUACUGCCAUCAGUAGCCCAUGUAUAAUAUGUCAUAGUGUGAUAUUCUUUAGGCAGUGGUACUUUGCAUGAGUGCCUCAUUUGGUGCCUUUUUUUGUAUGAGUUGAAGGGUAUUAAAGCAUUGCAAUUUUACAACAGAAGUUUCUGUUUUGAUUUUGAUAAUGAGUAAAAGCGAGAGAUUCUGCUAGUGCA
Messenger RNA from Triticum urartu, 5406 nucleotides. NCBI's taxonomy places the organism in Eukaryota, Viridiplantae, Streptophyta, Magnoliopsida, Poales, Poaceae. The record is from RefSeq and is a predicted model, not a curated record.